AUGCCCUCCUUCAGUUUUUUUAACCACUUAACCUAUUUUCUGGCUGCUGGUGCUGUUACUUUGGGAAUUGGUUUCUUUGCUUUGGCAUCAGCCUUGUGGUUCCUGAUUUGCAAACGAAGAGAAAUAUUUCAAGACUCUAAAUUUAAAGCAGUUGAUGAGAGAUGCAGACAAAGACCAUCAAAGGCGAAGAUUAAAUCUCAUCCUCAGUGUGUUUUUAUUUCUCGUAAUUUUCAUACUGGAAGAUUCCAAUCACAGGAGGAGCAAAGAAAAAAGGAAACAGCAUGUAUAAAAGCAAAUAAUGGUUAUUCUAAAGAUGAUUUCUGCCUUGCAACAAAAAAAGUCAUUUGUGACCCCUCAGAGUCUAGCUCGGCAACAAAUCCCAGCAGUGUUACCUUAAGCUUAUCAACAUUACCAUCUGAUUUUUAUUACAGCCAAAGUGUAGAAAUAGCUGAUGACUGGUAUUCUGAUGAUUCUCAAAUGAAAAAGAGCCCUCCGAUGCCUUUUCUCGAGGAGCCUCUAAUGGAAAAAGUAUUUUCAUACUUGACAACCAUUCCAUUAGAACAAUGUACUGAAAAUGUACUAAAUAUGACACUUUGUGAUGAUCAAAAAGAUGAUAACCUUAAGGAAAUAUUUACGCGAAGAAAUACAGAGGUUGAAAUACAAAACCUUCAACAUAAUACUGAAUGACUUUUUUCUUUUGAAACUUUGUGUACCCUGAAAUCAUGUAAAGUUAAAACUGAAUUACCAGCUUCUGAGUCUCUUAACAUGUCCAUGCUAAUAUUAUUUCUUUUGUUCUUUACUAUAGAGUGGUCGUACUUCCCUUUCCAAUUAUUUGUAGAAACAAAAUUACAGGAAGAAGUAGAGUGAUAUCAUAAACAUUAAGUUUAACUCCUUGUAUCUCAUCAAAGGAUAUAAUAAAUAAUACAAAUGUAUUUUAACACAUAGGAGAAAUACUUUAAGAAAUCCUCAGCACAAAUACAUUUUAAAUAAAACAUUUGCAGCAUUUCUUUAUACUUCUGACAUUUUCAGUUUUAUUUCAGUGUGGGUAAGACUGGGCAGAAUACGUCCAUCAGCUAUUCUGAUUUUUAAAUACAUCAAUCACCUACCAUUUAAAUCUUAUUACGCCAUGAUUUUCAUAAGCAAUAUAGCUUUGUUCCUCUAGGGAAGCCUGGAACACUGAAGAAUACAGAGAAUAAUUUUCUUUGCCCUAUCCUGUAUCUGUUUCUCUGAAUGAACCUCUGACCCUUACCCCACUAUGAUGAAGAUAUAAGCAGUUAUGUUCAUAAGCACCUGACUCAAGCUAGGAUGAACCAGAAUUUCUCUCUAGUCUGAGAAACCCUUGGUCAAAUUUCAAUUUAUGGCUCCGAGGGAUUUUUGACACCUACCCCACAAUUAAUCUUUUUUUCUUUCUUUCUCAUAAAUGCUCUUCAUGUAAUUAGGCCCUAAUUUUUCUUUCUCUUGGGAAAAACAAUGAAAUAUAUCAUUACUUUUUGUGCUUAAAACACUCAUACUGGGACCUGUGCAUAUCUUCCCAAGAGAUAAAUCAUGUCUAUUACCACAAAUGAAAGAAAACUUGUCUCAAAUAUGGUAGUAGCUUUAUACAGGCCCAUCACUUCCCUCCUAGAAAGGAUAUUUAAAAAGAUUAGAACACCUCUCUCUUUUGAAGCAUCUGAUCGUAUCUGUUGAUUAGAUUGUGAAAAUAUCUCUAUAUAUCUUUCUACACCCAUUCCUAAAUCAAAAUAAGCCAUUUCAGUUAGAGGUUUGUAAAGAAUGGUAAAAAAAAAAAAUUGGUCUCUAUUUCUUGGUUUUCUACCAACUUUUACCUUACUGUAGCCUAUCCCAGAGAAGAAAGUCAUCUCUAAUUUUGGUAAGACUCUAAAGCUUUCCUAGAAAUUUGGGGUUAGAGACAGAUUCUAGCCUUGUUCUGACUAGUCUCUGGAAUAGAGGAGACAUAAAUUGGGGAGCUAUGGGUUGCCAUGUCCCAUUCUGUGGUUUAGGAAGAAAAGGACAGCAAAUCUGCAGUAAGAGAGCAGUGAAGUAUUUGCAAAGUGAAGAACAGAGAUGAGAGAUCAGAAGAAUGUGAUCCCUGGCUUUCUAACAGUGCUCCAUUCCCUUAUUCCAGCCCUUCUUGCAUCCUGCCCUUGGCUUAGUAAGGCACCCUGAUAUCUUAAUUAUAAAUUCCCCUUUUUGCUUAAGCUAGCAGAUUUGAUUUCUGUUAAUAGCCACAAUCAC
Dama dama (fallow deer) is the source of this 2232-nucleotide messenger RNA. It is a transcript of the gene C20H1orf185, whose product is annotated as chromosome 20 C1orf185 homolog. Bases 1 to 687 code for a protein of 228 amino acids. The record is from RefSeq and is a predicted model, not a curated record. The transcript is spliced from 5 exons. Lineage: Eukaryota; Metazoa; Chordata; Mammalia; Artiodactyla; Cervidae.